This is a messenger RNA of Linepithema humile (Argentine ant), 2363 nucleotides long. RefSeq lists its product as uncharacterized. The record is from RefSeq and is a predicted model, not a curated record. Gene Ontology annotation, cellular component: nucleus. Gene Ontology annotation, biological process: positive regulation of transcription by RNA polymerase II. Lineage: Eukaryota; Metazoa; Arthropoda; Insecta; Hymenoptera; Formicidae.
CUUGAGUUGUCGUUUAGUCGUGCAUGCACGAACAAUGAGUUCACAUCUCUCUGUAAUAUGGCUAACGAAUUAUUACAAUAUAAGUAAUUCACGAAUUAUUACAAUAUAAGUAAUUCCUUUAUAUGUGUUAGAUUGUUAUAAGUAAUUCAUAUGUAAUUAUGAGAAACAAUUACGAAUCUUCUAAGACAAUUGUGUCAAAGUGAAUUUGAUGAUAACAUUUAAUUACAUCUGUAAAAAUUAUUAGUUGAGUGAAAUUUUUGUUUUAAAAUAAGAGUUAAAGGUUUAUGCGCAUCAAAACAAAAUAUGGGGACACAGAAUUGUGAUACUAGGAAAAGUAUGAAGGAUAUUAAACUACAUUUGCCUUCUGCAGAAUCUAUUGAAACUAUUUUUGCGGACAAUACAAGUGUAUCCAAGAAAGAAAUUAUUACAAAUCAAACUACAUUGCACAGCACACAACUUAUACGAAAUGUGCCUAAUAUUUUAAGAAAUAGUAACAUAAAAACGUAUAGAACUAAAACACUUACGUCAGACAAAUCUGAUAUUUCUUUUACAUCCAGUACAGAAGAUAUAAAUAUUUCUGUGCUAAAUACAACAUUAUCCAGCAAUGAAUCGGAGAAGGAAAUUAUAACCAAUUAUAAAAUUGCGUCACCAAAAUUAUAUCAUCAAAGGAAACAAGUACAUAAUCCAAUAGAUACACAAUAUGACGUGCCUGAUUGGAUUAACAAAGAUAAUAAAAAUAUAUUGCAAGAAUUUGAUGAGUUAAAUACGUCACAUGUUUUACAAAGUUACAAAAAAAAUGUUUCAAAAAGGAAAUUGAAACAUAAUAAACGUAAAAGAAAUUUGUUUAAUAAAAAGUCAAAAGAAACAACAAUUUGCAAGUCUGAUAGCAGCAUGGAAAAAUCAUUUGAAAAACUAGAUUUUGAUACUGGAUUAACCAUUUCUUCAGAUAUAAAUAUAAAAGAUACAGUCGUGCAAAAUGCCACUUUUUCCAGCAAUGUACUUACUGAGUCUACUAAUGGAUCUGAUACUGCAAAAUAUAUAAAUAAUUUAAAUAACGUUGAAAUACAAUCAAAUGAGUUGUAUAAUACUUCUUAUUGUGAUGAGAUUUGCAAUUUUGAAAAAUACGAUAUAAAUUGCAAUUCUGUUAUUCCUAGCAAGUCAACAGAAUUUUGUACAUUACAGCCUGAACUUUUCCAAGAAGAUGUUACAAACUUUAAAAUCUUAAGGGCAAAAGAGGAUUUUAAAGAAGAAUUGAUAAAUAGGGACAUUGCAUCAGAUUUUUUAUUUGACUCUAAAGUAUUGUAUACUUGCACUUGUGUAAAUUGUACCUCUUGUGACAAAGAUAUCAUAUUUUGCGAAGAUCCAGUUUCAACUUCUACAAAUAGUGACACAGAUACAGAAUUUUCCACAUCUUAUAUAUAUGAUCCUUUUAUUUAUGAUUAUCAAAUUGGUGACAAUAUACUUGAUGACAAUUGGUUAAAAGAAUUUGACAAAAAGAAUUUUUGCUGUGAAGAGGUUGAAGAAACAAAUAUCACAAAGGAAACUGCGUGUAUUGACAGCAAUAAUGUAAUAGAGCUAAUUGAAAGCAAUACAAAUGUGCCAUCAGUAGAACAAAGUAAUACACAAAAUUCACAAACUCGUUAUAUUAACAAAAUACAAGAUAUUUGUGUAAAAUCAUAUUCUCCAGAACCUAUUAAAGCCUUUAAUGAGCCAAUACAAUCUUCAAAAUCUGCCGAAAAUGCGAAAAUUCUUGAUGAAGCGGACCAUAUAAAUUUAGAAAACAUCUUAGUGAAAGAAGACAAAGUAAUUUCUCAAGAUGAAGUAUUUGCUGAAACUACUAAUUCGACUGAUGAGUCUAUUUUCAAAUCAAAAUUUGAGAAAGAAAAUAAGAAAGAUUUAUGUGUAAUUCAGUGUACUCAGUGCAGAAGACUAUUUAACAAAAAACAUCAGUUUAGGAAACAUUUUACUCGUUGUGACUUCUAUAAAGAAGAUUUCAAGUGUCAUAUCUGCGAUAAAAUAUACAAGCACAAAUCAUCAUUUGAUCAACAUUUGAGGAAAGUACAUCAUUUAUCAUGCAAUCCAGACCAGAAAUUCUAUACUUGUAACAGAUGUUCAAAAUCAUAUGUUAGAUUUCGUGCUUAUCAAAAACAUUUACUUCUUCAUGACGAUUAGUAUGCAUUUGGUCAACAUUAUCUGUUUUCUAAUGUAAUCUUUGAAAUUAUAUUGCAAUUUGUAAAUUGCAAAAAUUGCAUUUGAACAUCACAGAUAUGCGCAAAGCUUCACAUAUUAACUGUUAAAAUGUUUUUAAUUUAAGAUUUAUGCAACAGUUAUAUGUUGUGACUAAUUUUAUAUUUUGAUAUAAA